GAUUGGUGUUGCUUCUUGCCUGAGUCGCGUCGUGUUGCUGCCGUGCCGUCGUCGUGUUGCUGUCGCACCGUCGUCGUGUUGCCGCCGUGUUGCUGUGCCUAAGCCCCCGACGCCAGGAUAAUACCCACUAACAGCCAGCCCCCACACACCUUUGGCCCGUAUUGAACUUGAGUGUGGUUCAGUUUUCGAAUUCCGAAGUCGUGUUGCCGCCGUGCAAUACUCAUAUUGCUGCGGCUUUACCAAGGUGUUGCUGCUGUGCUUAGGGCAGUCAAACGAGGAUAACACCUAGAAAUAAUAAGCCAAGCCUCCGGUACCUUAAAUAAAUAACAAUUGUUGAAAAUUCAUAGCACUUAACUUAAUUUUCAAAGUGGUGUUGCUGCUGUAAAAUAGUGUUGCUGCCGUGUCUUAACCUCCCACUCAAGGAUAAUCUGAUAACCCACUCUUUGGGCAUGUGGUGAAACCGAGUGGGCAGUGUUUUCUGGUGAUUACCCCUUAGUUAGUCGCCUCCUUCCCCCGAAAAGGACAUGGACGCGGAACAGGAUUCGAGUAACCACCGCGGUUCGGUCUCCUCCAGCCGCUCCCUGGAGAUACCCGCCACUCCCUCGCGAUCGCCCAAGAAAGUGUCCUUCUCCGAUGAGCUGCCCCAGUCGCAGACUCCUGCCCAGCAGCCCAUCCAGCAGCCAGCUCCCACGGGUGUGAGUCACGUGCUCCAACAGGCUGCCCAGUAUCUGGAGAGAUUGCAUGGCGCACGCGAUUCCCCCGAGGAAGCGAUUGCCGAGGAAGUGCAGCCAGCUGGUGCUAGUGGUAGUGAUAGCAGCGCCAGCGAAGCGGCCAUUCUGCACCUGAAUGCAGUGGACUCCAGUGCUGAUGAACCGGCGGCAAUCGUGGCCAGCUCGCCGAGUAUUCUUGUUGCCAGCGCUGGCAAGCAGGAAGCGAUUGCCAGUGCCAAUGGAAGUGGGAAUGGGAACGGGAAUGGAAAUCCGAAUCAGCGGCAAUCAAAUUUGUACAUGGAACGAUACAACCUCAAUUUAGAUAAGAACUGCAGCUCCAUGGAGCUGGAGGCGCGCCGGGAGAAGCAGCGCUGGCUGCUCAUAUCCGAGUGCAGUGCUCUUUUCGACGAGGGCGAGGGCAAGCACACAAGGGAGGCCUUCCGCAAGCUCUUCCUGGACGAGGAAUUCCAGCAGAAGCUCUUCCAGCUGUUUGAUCUCGAGCGGAAUGGCCAUUUGCUGCAAGAUCGCUGGAUCGAGCACCUCAAGGGUCGUCUAACCGACGAUCGCCAGAUGGACUUCGCCGAACAGAUCGAGUCGGUGGCCUAUGUGAUCUGCGGUGAAAACAAGAGGGUUAGCUUCAAGAACUUCCGCGAUAUCUGGCACACGAGGGGGGUUCUUGACAAGCUCUACCGCCUGAUAGAGGUGGAUGGCAGCAACUUGGUGUCCACCAACCAGGUGAUGGAGUUCAUUUCCCACCUCACCAACUCCCGACCCAGGACCGGAUUCGACAAGAGCUCGCUGGCCCGGCUGGAACAGCUCUUCCGCACCACCGUGGGGAACGAGCAGGAGAUCCGAAGGGAGGAGUUCCAGAAGAUAGUCACCUCAAAAAACCCCUUCUUCACGGAGCGCGUCUUCCAAAUCUUCGACAAGGACAACUCGGGCUCCAUUUCGCUGCAGGAGUUUAUCGAUGCGAUACACCAGUUCUCUGGUCAGUCGGCCGAUGACAAGAUCCGCUUUCUGUUCAAAGUCUACGAUAUUGAUGGCGACGGACUGAUCCAGCACAAGGAGCUGCACGAUGUCAUACGACAUUGCAUCAAGGAGAACGGAAUGGAGUUCUCCGAGGACCAGAUCGAGGACCUCACCAGCGCCAUGUUCGAGGAUGCCGAUCCCCAUAACAGUGGAGAAAUCACCUACGAGGCGCUGAAGAACCAGCUCCAUAAGCACGGCGGUCUCCUGGAAAACCUCAGCAUAACAAUCGAUCGCUGGUUAGUGCCCAUCGCGGAGGAUCGCCAGGCGGGAGGAGCUGCUAAGGGGGGAUUCUGGAACUCCCUGCCCCACCAGUUCUCGCUGGCCUACAUGAAGAACAACCAGGUCUUCGUCACGUACCUCUUCUUCUACAUAACCGUCAACCUGUGCCUCUUCGUUUCCCGUGCUAUUCAGUACCGGGCUAGCAAUGGAUUCGUCAUCAUAGCCAGAGCUUGUGGACAAUGCCUGAACUUCAACUGUGCCUGGGUGCUGGUCCUGAUGCUGCGGCACUCCCUGACCUAUCUGAGGGGACGUGGUCUGUCCUCGUACCUUCCGCUGGAUCAUCACGUCUAUCUGCACAAACUGACCGGCAUCACAAUCUCCGUCUUCAGCCUGGUACACACGAUUAUGCAUCUGUUCAACUUCUCCAUAAUCGUGAUCAACGAUCCGAACAUUAAUGCCGGACACUACACCAUCGGCGAGUGGCUGCUCACAGAUCGUCCUGGACUGUUUGGCCUGAUCCCGGGCUGUGCGAAUCCCACGGGGGUAGCUCUGCUGGCCAUCCUGAUGGUGAUGUUCGUGUGCUCACAGCCCUUCGUGAGGCGAAAGGGCAGCUUCGAGGUGUUCUACUGGACGCAUCUGCUGUACGUGCCCUUCUGGGUGCUGUGCCUCUUCCAUGGCCCCAACUUCUGGAAGUGGUUCCUGCUGCCGGGACUCGUUUACAUAGUUGAACGAGCCCUGCGCUUCAUUUGGAUGCGGGGUGAGCAUGGCAAGACGUAUAUCAGCUCCGGACUGCUGCUGCCCUCCAAGGUGGUGCACCUGGUGAUCAAGCGACCGCAUCACUUCAACUUCCGACCCGGAGACUACGUCUUCGUGAACAUCCCGGCCAUUGCCAACUACGAGUGGCAUCCAUUCACCAUCAGCUCGGCCCCCGAACAGGAGGACUACAUGUGGUUGCACAUACGCACUGUGGGCGAGUGGACCAAUCGUCUGUACCGCUACUUCGAGAGGGAGCAGCAGAAGAUCCAGCAGGGUGGCUCUUCGCAGGAGAUUCCUCAGCACAUGCACGCGAUUCCCACGCCCAGCUUCAUGCUCCUUAAUGAGGCACGUAAUCCAGCGCUGGCAGGGGAAAGAUCUGCCACACCGCAAACGGAUUUUCUGGCCAAGAAUCUGGCCGUGCAGGCUGUGCCGCCAGUGCGCCCGCCUCGACAGAAUCGAAAGCCCACGGCGGGAGCUUCUCCAGAUACUCCAGCCACAGGGGUAAACCGCAUACGCAGCAUCAAGAAGAGUCUGCAGCGCACUUUCUCCCGGAAGGAGACGGUGGAGCCCAAGAAGGGCACUCCAAAUGGAGCUUUUCUUGCUGAUUGCGAACGGGAGGAGUCCAGCCUCAAGCAGAGACCACUGGAGAAGAGCAUCUCCCUGCCGGACAUCAGUGUGAAGAGCAAAAAGAGGAGUCGCCUCAAGGCCCUUAGAGCCCUUGGUCGCUCCGAAUCCGAGUCUGCCUUCGAUGAGAAGCGUGUGCGUCGGGCCAGGAACAACAGCGUGGGAUUGGCCUACCUAAGUCCGCAGAACAAGUCCCUGGCGCAGAGUUUCCGCUACAUGCGCACCAAACCGACGAUCAUCGCCUUCAAGACGCCCAGCAUGGAGGAGCGGGAGCAUCAGCUGACUGCCGGAGAAGCCAAUGGAGCAAGUCCGGCCAGCCGGGCGGAACAGGGCCAGCUGGGUGCCAAGAUGGAUCCGGUGGACAAGUCACAGGUGGCCCGUCUCAGUUUGGCGGGGGAGGUGGCCUCCAAGCCGCUGGAGGACCAAACACAAACGGGAUCCGGCAGCAGAAAGUCCAUUCUGCGGCGUCCCACUUUCCUGCGCUCCCUGUCCACCUCCAUAAAUAACCGAUCAGGCGGAGGCGGUGGCGGAUCAACUGGUAGCUCCACAACUAACAGCGGUGGCAAAGUCACACUCGAUGCGGGAGUCAUGGAGAUCUUCAUUGACGGUCCGUAUGGAGCGCCCUCCAGUCACAUCUUUGGGGCUCAGCAUGCUGUGCUUAUAGGCACAGGCAUUGGAGUCACUCCAUUUGCCUCCAUCCUGCAGUCCAUUAUGCAUCGAUACUGGAAGGCCAGGCACAGCUGCCCGAGGUGCCAGUUCGAGUGGGCCAGUGAGAUACCCAAGUCUGUGAUGAACCUGCGCAAGGUGGACUUCUUUUGGAUAAACAGGGAUCAAAGGUCCUUCGAGUGGUUCGUCAAUCUGCUGUCCCAACUGGAAAUCGAGCAGGCUGAGCUGGGCGGAGCCAUGGAGCGCUUCCUGGACAUGCACAUGUACAUAACGAGUGCCCUGCAAAGAACCGACAUGAAGGCAGUGGGGCUACAACUGGCAUUGGAUUUGCUGCACGAGAAAGGCAAGCGGGAUCUGAUCACUGGCCUGAAGACCCGCACCAAUGCCGGCAGACCCAACUGGGAUAAGGUCUUUAAGCAGCUGCAGGCCCAGCAGAAGGGCAAGGUCACCGUCUUCUAUUGCGGCCCACCACAGUUGGCCAAAACGCUCAGAUACAAAUGCGACCAGUACGGAUUCGCCUUUCGUAAGGAGUGCUUUUAAACAAGUCACAUCGCUCGCCUCCGUCCAUCUCCCGUCCAGUUCCAUCUGCUCCAUCUCACUCUGUGUCAAGCCCCCCCUCGUUCAUCGUGUUCUCAUUUGCAUAAGCAACGGGUUUAUUUCGGGUCCGGUUCGGUUUAGCUUAGCUUAGAUGGCUAUUUAUUCGUCUCCUGUCUUGUUGCCUCAUUGUUGAGUGUGUCCCCCAGCUUGUAAAUAUCUAUAUCUAUCUGUAUAAUCUAUGUGCUCAUGCAAUAAAGUUUGUUACCCAAUGUGCCGUCCAA
Messenger RNA from Drosophila biarmipes, 4822 nucleotides. RefSeq names its product NADPH oxidase 5 (gene Nox). Gene Ontology annotation, cellular component: NADPH oxidase complex; plasma membrane. The coding region runs from base 525 to 4544 and encodes 1339 amino acids. Gene Ontology annotation, molecular function: calcium ion binding; superoxide-generating NAD(P)H oxidase activity. The record is from RefSeq and is a predicted model, not a curated record. Gene Ontology annotation, biological process: superoxide anion generation; defense response. The transcript is spliced from 14 exons. NCBI's taxonomy places the organism in Eukaryota, Metazoa, Arthropoda, Insecta, Diptera, Drosophilidae.